This is a messenger RNA of Xenopus laevis (African clawed frog), 1567 nucleotides long. RefSeq lists its product as uncharacterized. Lineage: Eukaryota; Metazoa; Chordata; Amphibia; Anura; Pipidae. The record is from RefSeq and is a predicted model, not a curated record. Bases 387 to 1316 code for a protein of 309 amino acids. The transcript has 4 exons.
CUCUGAUAAAUGAUUACCUCCGUGAGUCAUGCUUUAUAGCAGGACUUUAGUUUCAUGGCAAGUAGAUAGACAGGAUUGUCAUUGGUUGACUUCUAUGAAUGUUUGAUAGUAAAUAGGCAGUACUGUAGCUAGAAAGGGAAGACAGAUAUAAGAAAUAUAUUUGCUUUAGUGUCCCAAAUUUUUAGAAAGGGUCCCAUGUGGCAGAAUCUCUCUUUACCAAGAGUAUCGAGUAUAAAGAGACAGGGGCAGGUCAUGGUUCCUUCCUUAUUGUCUUCCUGAGUCAAAAUGAAACUAAAUGAAGUUACUUUCGUUGUUAAUGUCAAGCACGAUACAAAGAGGCAAACCUCAGCAGAGCCAACGGAGAGCUUGUUAUUAGAGAACCAGCCAUGGAUACAGAUAAUAUGAAAGAGUUUAUAAUGAACUUCAGCCUGGACAACUGUGCUCGAGGAAAUCAGGGCUAUAGCCGGGUUCUCCUGCAGCUGUUUGGCUAUGCAGGUCAUGGCAAAUCCUCAUUUAUUAAUUCCUGUAAGUACAUAAUGGAUGACAGCGAAUACAGAGAAUAUGCUAAAGUUGCAGAUUCCAGAGAGGCGCCUGAGACUAUGAUGAGAAAUUCUUAUAAAUUGACAGAGAAUGUGACUUUGGUGGAUAACAGAGGGGGAGGGAAAAUGAAUAAGAUGGAGACUGGAGAAAUCUACCUUCAGCUGGGAAACUUUUUACCACUGGACGAAUCUGUCACAUGGCAAACAGGAUUUGAUGAUAUGAUGAAGAAAAUCUCAGCUUCUGAGAGGCAGGGCUGUGCCGCCGACUUCAUAGUCCCAGUAUUUGUGUAUUGCACAUCGUCCGGAAUAUCCCUGACAGAAGUAAAGGAGAUGAUUUCCAGUGCCAGAACAAUAACAGGAGUUGACCCAACUGUGGUUCUUACCCAUAAGUUAUAUGUUCCUAUUCAUCAGCUGACUAAAAUCAGAGAUACAUUUCGAAAAAUGGGGGCAAGGAACAUCUACCCUGUAGAAAACUACACCCAUGGGGAUAACCUGAAAACCAAAGGGAAACAUACAGCCAUCUUGCAGUGUCUCUACGAGUCCCUUAAAGAUGUUGAAUUCAAAAUGAAAGAGGAACUGAAUCCCAGUGAGGAAAGAAUCAAAAGGAAAGAGUUCCUAAUGACCUUUGCUCACAAAAGAGCUUUAGAGAAUCAAAAACAGCAAAUUAAAGAAAUGCAGCUUAAGGAACAACUAGAAAGGGAAAAGGAAAAGGAAAAGGAACAGGAAAAGGAACAGGAAAAGGCAAAGAGACGUUGGUACUACCUCUGGUUGCAUUAAACUAGAAAGCACCAAAUAUGUUUCAGCUGAAUAGGCAUCAUUUAUGCUUAAACAUUCUAGAGUUGGGUUAGCUGUCAUGGAGAAACCUUUCAGGCUCUGGAAAAUAAUAAGAUGUUCAUAUUUGGCUCUAUUUGUUCAGCUUCCAUAAAUUACAAUAUUUUUGAUUACACAGCAGUAAGUAUUUUAGUUAAGUAUUUCAGAUAAAAUUUCAUGAUUAUGUAUCUAUCUGCGAAUAAAUCGUUUAUACUGUU